Letharia columbiana is the source of this 315-nucleotide messenger RNA. RefSeq lists its product as uncharacterized. The record is from RefSeq and is a predicted model, not a curated record. The coding region runs from base 1 to 315 and encodes 104 amino acids. The transcript is spliced from 2 exons. NCBI's taxonomy places the organism in Eukaryota, Fungi, Ascomycota, Lecanoromycetes, Lecanorales, Parmeliaceae.
AUGAAAAGCUCCAUAUUGAUUGGCGUUGCUAUAACAGGCUGGAUGAGAGCCUUACCCUCCGUAGCGGCCCAAUGUUCCACCAUCGAGGACGUUAGCCUCACGUUCUACAGCUGGCCAGAUAAUGGUCCCCCUCCCGGACCGGACAAUACGUUCGAUUGCGGCCGCGGGAAAGGACUAGAAGAUGGCAAACCUAUCGCGGGAGUGGAUUGGCACGUACGCAGAUCCUAUUACUUUCGCAACGGCCACCGACAACAAGAACCUCCUACAAUGUGGCAUUGUCUACGUUCCGCUUCUACGCAAGUACUUCCGCAAUGA